Messenger RNA from Lithohypha guttulata, 507 nucleotides. It is a transcript of the gene INO4, whose product is annotated as Transcription factor. The record is from RefSeq and is a predicted model, not a curated record. Lineage: Eukaryota; Fungi; Ascomycota; Eurotiomycetes; Chaetothyriales; Trichomeriaceae. Gene Ontology annotation, molecular function: protein dimerization activity. Bases 1 to 507 code for a protein of 168 amino acids. The transcript has a single exon.
AUGUCUCGAGACCAAAUGGCCGAGUCAGAAGCCACCUCUAGUCCAGAGGCUGACACUCCACAAUCCGGAGCAGAAGACGACUCCAAACUCGGAAGCGCGAAAAAGAGAAACAGCAAAUCUAGUAAGCCAAGAUUAACUGCUGUACAAAAGAACACAAACCACAAAGACGCCGAAAACAAAAGGCGGACAGCCAUACGGGACCGUUUUUCUGAGUUGUCCCAACUUGUGCCUGAAGCUGCUGGUCAAGAACGAAGCGAACAGGUCAUGUUAGCAAAAACUAAAGACUAUCUUCAAGCUGCUCUUGAGGAGAUCAGAGAGAUGGAACACAUAGCACAGCAGCAAGGUAUACCAUUACCUGAUGAUGCGAGAUUGAGAGACAGCGAUUAUGGUGGACCGAGAUGGAAACAGCCUCAUCUUGCCAAGUACGAGAAAUCGAAGAACAAGAAGCUGGCGAAAGGCACUAUCGGGGUUCAGGACGAUGCUGAUGGAGAGGCCGAGGAUGAUUAA